GAUCAGUAUGCCAAUUAUACAAAACCGCAACCCAGACCAAUUUGGCAGGGGAAUUAGAUGGAUAUGGGAAGACGAACAUUUUUCUUCAAUAAAAACUCACGUUUAAUCUUCCAAUCCUCUUCAGCUAAAAUCAAGAAAGGGACAACAGCCACUGAGCACCAUUGACAAAAAAAAAAUGUAUACAUGUGUACGAUAAUCCAAUACCCCCCUCCCUCCCCAAUUAAAAAGAAAACUAAACAGAAGUAGAAAGAAAAGACAGAAAGGAAAAAGAACCAGCAGUUUUUGGUGUCUUUGGAAUAUUAACCAAUAUCCUGAUGCAAUAAAAACCCCUGGUAUUGUGAUUACCAUAAUUGAUUCAGCAAUUUACUUAGAUGGAUAUCUCAUGAAGAGGAGAGAGCACAGCAGAUGGAUCGGCGAACCAGGUCCCCAACCAAUUUACUUAGACUGUUCAUGGCGAACCAGGUCCCCAAUCAAAGUUCUCCAGCAUUAUAUCCGCAUCAUCAUAAAGGUCCCAAUCCAGAUGAUAAUCUUCAUCCCCUAUCGAGUCCCACUCAUCGUCUUCAUCAUCACUGCAGCUUCCCAGAUAAUGGAGAUCAUAGCGAUCGACCACCUUUGGACCCAAAACCUUCAAGCCCUUCUCCAGUUGUCUCUUGGCCAGCCACUCCUCCCCGUCCAAUUUCACAUCCCAACAGCCUCUCACAUCGAGGAACUCAGGGAACCUGCAAGCUGUGACUAUCAUCCAAAGCAGAGCGGCGGCGGUGGUGCACGGCGAGCGAUGGGAUGGGGCGAGCGGUGGAAGAGGAAGGCAGAGAAUCGAAGGAUGAGUCCUUGAAGCCCUAAUUUGAAGAACCACGACGAUGGCUGGAGGCAGAGCGGUGGCGGUGCACGGCGAGCGAUGAUCAGGCGUGCGGUAGAAGAGGAAGGAGAGAGCGACAGAGGAGAGGAAGGAGAGAGCAGAGUGGAAAGGCAGCGAGGAGAGGCAGCGUUGAGGGUAAAUUCUCCCCGGCCGGGAAUUGUAAGUCACGUGUGAUACUUGCCGUGGAUGACUUUGAGGCGUUGCUGAUAAUUGUAACUAGUAUAACUUUCUAUCAACUUUUUUUUUUUUUCCGUGAACUGUUGAUGUGCCUGUUAUGAAUAAUGAAGAAUCCGAACGCUGCCUCGGCAGGUUGCUUUAGAUUGUUCUGCUUCAAGGUUAAAUACUUAUAUUUGUGCUCGUGCCUUGGACCACGCACCACGUAGCCCCCUCCUCAGGACAACGUGGGAAGAUGACUUUGAGUUUUCCAUUUUGUCUGUUCUUUUAUCUUUUAUAUGCUUUUGGGCUAGGGGCGGGCAUGAGACAGUAACCAAAUAUUAUAUUACUCCUCCCAAACGACCCCUCACCCCUAGUAAAAAGCCAAUGAACCUGGGCCCUAGCUCCGUCUAGAUACCCUUUCGAAAAGUGAGUUUGUAAGGAAAAUUUUCUCUAAUGCUCACGUUCUUGUUUAGUUUUGGAUUAAAAAGAGCGAGACUUAUUAUAAGAAAACUUUGGGCAUUUUUGUAAUACACGAACCAUAAACUGUGUUCACCCGUUCCACCAAACAGCACUUCCACUACUUAGAGACCAAAACGCCGAGAUCUGAGAGAGAGAAAGAGAGAUGUCCGUCUUCCGGGAGUUCAUGUUUCCAAACCCACCGUCGGUCUUUCUGACGGCGCUGCCCAUCUUCCACCUGGUUUCUACGUCCGCCGCCGGCCUCUUGGAGGCGAGAGGCAAUCCCAUGAAAUACUCCAAGUUCUGGAACGUCAAAGACAGUCUCACCGGCUCCUCCUCCUCUGGUGGCGUAAACAUCUCCAGCAGACGAGCGAUGCUUCUCUGCUACACGCCGGCCUUCCUCAUAGCCGCAGCCUCUUUUACGCUCACCGGCAACCAUCCGCGGUCGCUGCUGCUGAGCUCCGCACUCCUUCUUCAUUUCCUCAAAAGGAUUCUUGAGGUGUUGUUCGUCCAUAAAUACAGUGGAGGAAUAGCACUCAAGGCAGCCAGUAGUAUCAGUUUCAGCUACGCUACCUCCACUUUUUCAUUGGUCUACUGCCAAAGCUUCGCACAAGGACAUUCAGAUCCGGCGAUCGACUUGAAAUUUUACGGCGUCUUUCUUUUCCUUUUGGGUGUGGCCGGCAACUUUUACCACCAUGACCUUCUUGCAAGGUUAAGGAAAGAGGGCGGUGGCUACAAAAUUCCAACCGGAGGCCUCUUCCCUUUGGUGGUAUGUCCACACUAUCUUUUCGAAAUCCUGGGGUUUGUGGGGAUUGCAUUCAUCUCGCAGACGAUCUACGGCUUCUCUAAUGCCCUGUGUACCGCCAUGUAUCUGACGGGAAGAAGCUAUGCUACCAGAAGGUGGUAUGCCACCAAAUUUGAAGAUUUCCCUACCGGAGUGAAGGCACUUAUUCCCUUCCUCUUCUAGACUGUACACCGCCCAACUGUUUGCUAGCUUCUAGACGAUCUUGUUGAGACUUCUAUCCAUGUGCAUGCUUGUGUGCCUGCAGUCACUUACUUAAUUUCUCUUUAUUAAA
Messenger RNA from Nymphaea colorata (pocket water lily), 2544 nucleotides. Its product is annotated as steroid 5-alpha-reductase DET2. Gene Ontology annotation, biological process: lipid metabolic process. NCBI's taxonomy places the organism in Eukaryota, Viridiplantae, Streptophyta, Magnoliopsida, Nymphaeales, Nymphaeaceae. The record is from RefSeq and is a predicted model, not a curated record. Gene Ontology annotation, molecular function: oxidoreductase activity, acting on the CH-CH group of donors. The transcript has 3 exons. The coding region runs from base 1635 to 2435 and encodes 266 amino acids.